AGCGCCGGAAGUGGCGCGUCAAAGGAGUACCGCGAACUCAUCCGUCACAGCUGUUUGAGGUAAGGCAGUUUGGGCCUACCUCCUGUGCUGGCCGUGAUGGCGUAGACCUCAUGCCGGCUCACUUCUGCUUUUGAGUGACGUGCCUGAAUAACGCUCGGCCGGCGUUGCUCCUUCCUCGGGCUCCGGGGCUCUCGGAUCCCUCCGGCCCCCUUGGGCCGUGUUUGGCGGCGCUCACGUUCUUCUCCGCCCCACUUGGCGUCCGUUCACCUGUGCCCCUGACACCCGUCCCUAGCUUGGUCGCAACACAAGUAGAGCAACUAUUAGAGCGUGGGCACUGCCCAGCCCGUGGGCGGUCAGAGUAAUGAUGCGGGUGUGCUGGUUGGUGAGACAGGACAACCGGCACCAGCGAAUCAAACUUCCACAUUUGGAAGCAGUGGUGGUUGGGCGUGGCCCAGAGACCAAGAUCACUGAUAAGAAAUGUUCUCGACAGCAAGUGCAGUUGAAAGCAGAGUGUAACAAAGGAUAUGUCAAGGUAAAGCAGGUAGGGGUCAAUCCCAGCAGCAUUGACUCGGUCAUAAUUGGGAAGGACCAAGAGGUGAAGCUGCAGCCUGGCCAGGUUCUCCACAUUGUGAAUGAACUUUAUCCGUAUAUUGUAGAGUUUGAGGAAGAGGCAAAGAGCCCUGGCCCGGAAACACACAGGAAGAGAAAGAGGUCAGGCAACAGCGAUUCCUUAGAAAGGGAUGCUGCCCAGGAAGCUGAGCCCAGUACAGGACUGGUACCUGGGAGUGACCCUAGCCAACGCUUUGUGCCCCCAAACAAGGGGACAGAUGAGUCUACCAAAAAGGAAUCAUUGGGCCACUGGAGUCAAGGCUUGAAGAUUUCUAUGCAGGAUCCCAAAAUGCAGGUUUACAAAGAUGAGCAGGUGGUGGUGAUUAAGGAUAAAUACCCCAAGGCCCGUCACCACUGGCUGGUCUUACCAUGGGCCUCGAUUUCCAGUCUGAAGGCUGUGACCAGGGAACAUCUUGAGCUCCUCAAACAUAUGCAUGCUGUGGGGGAAAAGGUGAUUGCAGAUGCUGCUGGACCCAGCAAACUCCGCUUCCGACUGGGCUACCAUGCCAUUCCCAGCAUGAGCCAUGUACACCUUCAUGUGAUCAGCCAGGAUUUUGAUUCUCCGUGCCUUAAAAACAAAAAACAUUGGAAUUCUUUUAAUACAGAAUACUUCCUAGAAUCUCAAGCUGUGAUCAAGAUGAUACAAGAGGCUGGCAGAGUGACUGUCCGAGAUGGUAUGCCAGAGCUCUUGAAGCUGCCCCUGCGUUGUCAUGAGUGCCAGCAGCUGCUGCCUUCCAUUCCUCAGCUGAAAGAGCAUCUCAGGAAGCACUGGCCCAAGUGAUUGUGUGGAACCUGAACUUCUGCAGCAAGUAUGGUGAUUGUUUAGAGCAGACUCCUGGCACCUGUUCUGGAUUGCCUGUGAACUUUUACUUAUUUCUUAAAUUAAAAAUACAGGCUUUUUUUUUUUUAAAACAAAUUUUGUUCUAUUCUUGAGUGGCAAAAUGUGGGGUGACUCAAAAUAGGUCAGGAAUUAGGGAUUUGGGUUUGUCAUGGAUGUGUUCUCUGGUUGGGCGAGGGUGGCUGGGAUAGGCCUGACCACUAUCUCCAGGACCCACAUCAGCUCUAAUGGGAGCAAUGCAGGAUAUGGAAGUAGAGGGCAGAUAAUACCAGUAUGUUUCUGUUCCUUGUACUUAUCCUCCCUCCCGGAGGCACGAGAUGCCCUUUCUUCAGACCAGCUGGAGGGGUCUCUUGUAUAUCCUGAAGGCAUUGAUUGGUUUAGUUCUCUGAUCUUUUUUAAUUAAAAAUUUUUUUUCAA
Myotis davidii is the source of this 1864-nucleotide messenger RNA. It is a transcript of the gene APTX, whose product is annotated as aprataxin. Gene Ontology annotation, biological process: double-strand break repair; single strand break repair. The record is from RefSeq and is a predicted model, not a curated record. Gene Ontology annotation, cellular component: nucleus. Lineage: Eukaryota; Metazoa; Chordata; Mammalia; Chiroptera; Vespertilionidae. Gene Ontology annotation, molecular function: protein binding; DNA 5'-adenosine monophosphate hydrolase activity; single-stranded DNA binding. The coding region runs from base 362 to 1390 and encodes 342 amino acids. The transcript has 8 exons.